This is a messenger RNA of Helicoverpa armigera (cotton bollworm), 810 nucleotides long. Its product is annotated as histidine-rich glycoprotein-like. The record is from RefSeq and is a predicted model, not a curated record. The transcript is spliced from 2 exons. Lineage: Eukaryota; Metazoa; Arthropoda; Insecta; Lepidoptera; Noctuidae. Bases 49 to 810 code for a protein of 253 amino acids.
UCAGUCAACCAAGGGAUUUCAGAGACAUUUCGAACAUUAAUUGCAAAAAUGUUUCUUAAAUUCGUUGCUCUGAUCGCCUUCAUAGGCGCCUGCCAGGCCGUAGAACAUGCUUACUCUUCUCAAAGCAUCGUUCGUUUCGACAACCAUCACGACGACCACCACGAUCACAAAGGACAUGAUGAGCACCACGGGCUAGGAGACUACCAUGGACACGAGGAACAUAAGGAACAUGAAGAACAUCAUGGAUUAAGUGAUUACCAUGGCCACGAGGAACACAAAGGACAAGAAGAACAUCACGGACACGAGGUACACCACGAGCACCAAGUGCACCAUGAACAUCAAGUUCACCACGGAUAUGAAGCACACCACGGAAAAGAAGAGCAUCACGACCACAAAGAGAGCGAACACAAAGUUGAGCACAAAGCUGAGCACAAAUCCGAGCCCAAAGUUGAGCACAAAGUAGAACAUAAAGUGGAACAUAAGGUUGAACACAAAGUUGAGCCCAAAAAGGAAUACAAAUACGAGCCAAAGAAAGUCGAACAGACCCACGAACACCAUGUCAGAAUCAUCCCGGUGGUUGAGAAACACGAGGAAGUUCCCGUUGUUACUAAAGUUAUAGCGCCAGUGAAAGUUGUGCCCAUUGUGCAAUACGUGCAGAGCGCCCAUAAAGAGGAAUCUCACCACGACGAUCAUAAGCACGCCAUCUCUUCACAGCACAUUGCCCGCCACGACGUACCUGCUCACCCCCCCAAGGAUUUCGAUAGCCAAUCUGCAAGUAUAACUUACUUAACCAAUUGGGUAUUCGACUAG